Messenger RNA from Necator americanus (New World hookworm), 252 nucleotides. RefSeq lists its product as uncharacterized. NCBI's taxonomy places the organism in Eukaryota, Metazoa, Nematoda, Chromadorea, Rhabditida, Ancylostomatidae. The coding region runs from base 1 to 252 and encodes 83 amino acids. The record is from RefSeq and is a predicted model, not a curated record. The transcript has 2 exons.
AUGGUCGGCGCGGCACUUAGAUUGCGGUCCGAAACGACCUUGCCCAUCGCCAUUGUAAACUUGACGAUUGUCUUCCCACCUCCUAAAAGCAGCCAAGAAGGAAAUAAGUUGCAUGUACAAAGGACAAGCAUGAAACCGGAGACGAGUCACCCCACGAACGAAAUGCCGUCAAAGAGCUGGAGAUAUUGUGGCUAUUGUGAAGAGGGAAAUGAUUUUGUGACAAUCAUGGUCAGAGGACAGGACAAUGAAUAA